Cyclocybe aegerita is the source of this 684-nucleotide messenger RNA. NCBI's taxonomy places the organism in Eukaryota, Fungi, Basidiomycota, Agaricomycetes, Agaricales, Hemipholiotaceae. The record is from the annotation of a GenBank genome assembly.
AUGCAAUCUUCGGAACCUGUGCCGUGCAACGCCAAGGAUGAACCUACUCCAGGGGAUUUGCUUAUGAGCCAAUACACAUCUCUCUACGAUCCUCAGGCGCCGUCUUCUACCGCAAACCUCUCCGGGAUAUCCCCCGCUUCCUUCACUAUGAGCCUCUCGGCCCCGUCGACGCCCUCGACCCCCUUGCACACCCAUAACCGGUCCAUUUCUUCCGAAUCUGCAGCUUCUCUUGUCGAGCGGUCAGUCCCCAGCAGGAUACACCCCUCUCUCCAGGCGUACCAAUUCGGUAGACCACCUCGUAUCUCUCCCGAGCCCUCCUCUUCUACCUCCAGUCCUUCCCACCCACCCCCCAAUCCCAAUCAUCGCCGGGCCGUCAAGCCGGGCCCCUCUCGCAAGCGACCCGCGCAUCAGGCCCUGAGCAACUCGGACGACGACGAGGACCUGAGCGAGGAGCUCGACCCGCUCGACCCCGACGCGACAGAGGAGGAGAAGAAGGCGUACAACCGCCGUCGGAACACGCUCGCUGCCCGUCGUUCGAGGGCGAGGCGCGCGCAGGAGUUCCAGCAGCUCAAGGAGGAGAACACGCGUCUCACACGCGAGACGGCCGUGUGGAAGGAACGGGCGCUCAUGAUGGAGCGGGUGCUCGCUGCUCAUGGGUAUCCAAUUCCUAGCUUCUCGCGUUGA